CCCUCGACGUCGAACAGGAAUUUGUAAAACUAACAAUAGUAGAGGUGUCAGACUAUAAUUUUGUCACCGUGAACUAGUUGUUUCGACAUCAGCAACUAAACCUAUUGAAGUUUUCACAAUUUCAAAAGUGCAAGUCUUGUCACGUAUUUUUUCGACGUGGUAUCCAGUGGAAUGCUUUUAUAAGAAGCUGUUUGUAUAGUUGGAAGUUGAGGGGUCAGUGAGUGAGUACGCCCUGCUGUAACAUUUCUACCGACCACGAAUAUUACAGGGCCUUGACCGAGACACAUCUGUAGAAUGAGUCACAUUCAGACAAAGAUGAAAGCUCCUGAAGUAAAUGGGGUUGAAGCGCAGUAUGAUGCAGCAGAUUCAAAUGAUGAGGAAUCUGAUCAUCUUCUGAAGAAUUCAUCGUCUCUCAGCAACACAGUGGUGGAAGAGAUACCCUGUGACCGUUUCCAAGCUGUUUAUCUUGUCUUCUUUGUGCUUGGAGUAUGUUCAGUUCUGCCCUGGAAUAUGUUCAUCACAGCUAACUUGUACUUUGACUACAAGUUUCAUAAUGUGUCAGGGAAUGGCACAGGGCGUACUUCAUUAGAGACAAGUUUUGAAAGUUACUUUUCUGUUGCUGCCAUGGUUCCAAACCUCAUCUUCCAGAUGAUUAAUCUAGCUGUACAGCACAGAAUCAGUCUUCAGAUUCGAGUAAUGGUCCCUUUGAUUGGAAUGCUGAUCCUUUUCGUUUUGACAACAACUUUGGCAAAAGUAGACACAGAUGAAUGGCAAAUUUGGUUUUUUGCUGUCUGCAUGUGUAGCGUCAUUCUCAUAAAUGUAUGUGGAGCUGUUUACCAAGGCAGUGUGUUUGGUUUAGCUGGUAUACUUCCCAGACGCUACAUGCAGGCAAUCAUGUCAGGCCAGGGUAUGGGUGGUAUUUUGCCUUCCCUACUCAGCAUCGUUUCCAUUGCUGCAACCAGUGAUCCAGAGGAAAGUGGUUUUAUCUACUUCUUGUGUUCAGUGGUCUGCAUCUUGAUAACAAUUACUGCUUUCCUUGUUCUACCAAAAAUCAAAUAUGCAGCCCACUACCUCAAUAAACAUGCUGAAAUGACUAAAGUCAAGAAAUCACGUGAGUUGGAAAGCACAGAAAGUUUUGAGAAGGUUAAACAUCAUCAAAAACCCCCGUUUGCAGAAAUCUUUUGGAAAAUCAAAGUGCCUGCUGUGAUGGUUUUGGUAGUGUUUGCAGUAACAUUAGGAUUGUUUCCGGGAACCUUGUCUUCUGUCAAGGCUGUCAAUACAAACAACAAAAAAUGGGCACAUGAAUAUUUUAGUCCCGUUGCAUGUUUCCUUGUCUUCAACACCAUGGAUUUCACAGGAAGGUCACUGGCAGUCAUUGAGUGGCCAAAGCCCAACCACAUGCCUGUCAUCAGCAUUCUGGUUCUACUCCGUUUUGCAUUCUUUCCACUCUUUGCCUUCUGUAACCUCCAAAAUGACAACGCCCCAUCUAGAGUGUUCUUCAGCAAUGAUGCCUAUUUCAUCGUCUUCAAUGUCCUCUUUGGACUGACAAAUGGUUAUUUAGGCAGCUUACUCAUGAUUUAUGGACCAAAGUUUGUCGAUGUCAAAUGGAGUGAAACUGCUGGUGUGAUGAUGUCUCUCUUCCUUGGCACUGGAUUAGCUAUUGGUUCUGUUAUCUCUGUAUUGUUCCUGAAAAUUGUUUAGGCAUGUUUUACAGAAGGGGCAUAUUCAGUCUUAAUGCCUGAAAAAGGAGGUGUGGCAGGACCAAUAAAAGUGGUGUAUUUUUAUUUUUGCAUCUCCUGAUAGUGCCAUGCUAGAGCAAUAUUUUUCUCUCAGUUUUCACAAUAAGAGAAAUCUAACAAGCUCUUAACCUUCCUGUUCAUAAAUCUUGAGUUCCCAAGAUUACUAACUACUGAUAAAAUUCUAUUUUCAUCCUGAUUUUCUAAUUUUUUUGAAGUGCACAAUGAACUCUUUUACAAUGCACAAAAGAAGAAAAUAAUUUAGUAAUAAUAGAAGUUUUGUACAUGAGGUAGUAAUGAUUUAUCAAAAUUUAUCAACUUCAAAGAAAUUCUUAUAUGCUAAGUUGUGGUUUUCUAAGAUUUGUUCAAGUGCACCUUGUUAGGAAACACUUCAUUGAAUUUGUACUCAAUUUCUGAAUGCCUCCAUUUUUUUGAGUUUUGACUAAAUUUCAUGACCGUGAAAUUACUCACAAGUUGUUUGGCAACACUGUGUGAUAAAAGUCAAAGGAAAGUGAGCUGCAUGAGGUGACUUCACUCUUUGGCAUGACACUCUAGGUUUUUAUUAAUAAAGAUGGACAUUGUGGCCAUUAAAACAAAAUUGAACAGAAACAAGUGUUUGAAUUGAGCGUUGAUUAGUUUACAUACAUGUACACGUACUUCUAGUGCUUUUUAGUGUUCUAGUGAUUACAGAAGAGCCAGAUUACAGAAGAAGAUUGCUACAAAUGCUACUUUGAGAAAGAAUUGUUCAAAGUCACAAUGAAAAUUUGUGACUUCAACAUAACCAGAGUACUAUGUUAUCACAUUGACCUAGUUUCGUAAUUUACAUGUCAAUAAAUUUCAUUAUGUCUUUCAAAGGACAUUUACAUCUAGUAGAAUCCACUCAAGACAGAGCAUGUACACUGUACAGUGCAUGCAACGAUUCUAGAAUAUUUCAGUAUUGUAUUUUGAUGUAGACUUGUAUGGAUGCAUAUGUGUGCAGUGGGGGAGGGGCUUCAAGGUUUUCAAUUUUUUUAAACUUUAAAACAAAGAUUCACUAUACACCUACAGGUUGAAUUACUAGCUCUAAUAUAAUGGUAUAUCCUAGUCCCCUUUGGCACAGUGGGGAAGGGGAGGGGGCCUUGAGCAUCAUGACUUACAUGUAAUUUAGAGGGUUAGUUAUAGUAUGAGAACCCACCCCACUGUCACCCCUCACAAAAAGUCCUGGUUGCACCACUGCAGGUGUGCAUAUUUUUCAUUAUUUUUCAUAUUAAAACGUACAUGUAUGUAAAUUUUUCAAGCAUAAUACAUGUAUAUGCCUGAUGUUUGUAGGGAAAACCAAUAUAUUUUUGGUACACAAUAAUUGAUAUUUAGCAUUUACAUACCGGUAGUGUGUCUAACUGAAGUCUCGCCCAACUGAUCACAUGAUAACAAGUAUGUUCACUGGUUAAGUCAGGUAUCUGAUCAUUUAAAAACGAUUUACAUAACAAUGAGAUGGGUAGCAACAUAUUUGCUUGGGAUUUUGUAUAAGAGGAAUGUUUGACAAUCAUGUUGAAUGAUGACCUCAUUUUGUUUGUCCUCAAACCUGCAAAUAUCUAAAAGAACCUAAAACAGCAUCACAGAGUUACUCAGUGUACAAGGGGACAGCUUGAAUAAAGAAUGCUCCCUAUGACACUAACAAAUGCAUCUUUUCCAAGUGAAACUGCCAUUUCUCCUCUGCUUAGACAUGCUUAAAGACUUCAGAUGGACAGUCAACAUUUGUGCAGAAAGCCAUGGGAGAUUUCACUAAAGGAAAACAAUAUGGUUGUAAUGUUGUGGAGCAGCUUCACAAAUUUGAUUGUAGCAUGUUUUUUCCUUGAUGUCACAAAGAGUAGAGAACUAACUACAUUGGUGAGGGGCAGAUUUGUAUUUCCCCCCAAAAGAAGUAGUAAUUACAGAUGGGGAAUAUGUUGAGAUCUACAGCUUGUAACGAAACGUCUAUGCUGUACAUGUAUUGUAAGGAAAGAAGUAUGGUACAUUUACUGCUGUGUUUGUAUAAAUUUAAGAAAUCUGCAAUACAGUGAGGGAAUUAGUCGUUUUACUAAUUUAGGAUAUUUUGUUUCCAUUGGGGGGAUAUUCCUUAAGGGUUAUUCAAGUGUUUUUCACAUUGGCUUGAUAUAUUUAAAAAUAUGUACACUUUGCUUAAUUAAACUGAUAUGGUGGCAAGUGUGUCUGUUAAAA
Molecule: messenger RNA, 3932 nt
Organism: Acanthaster planci (crown-of-thorns starfish)
Lineage: Eukaryota; Metazoa; Echinodermata; Asteroidea; Valvatida; Acanthasteridae
Product: equilibrative nucleoside transporter 1-like
Biological process (GO): nucleoside transmembrane transport
Cellular component (GO): plasma membrane
Molecular function (GO): nucleoside transmembrane transporter activity
Source: RefSeq, a predicted model, not a curated record